GUUUAAUCCCAAAACCAGAAGACAACUUAGUUACAUCCUCUAAAAUUCAACUAGGUUUUCGUCACACUAUUUCGGUGUCUCCCAUAUAAUUGUUCCUACGCCGUCGGCUCCACCUUCACCUUGGUCUCAACAGAAACUGCUCAUUCAUCCUUCCCAGGAGUACUAUCUUGGAUUCAUCAAUAUGUUUGGUUCAUCAGGUAUGGCAGAGGAAGCUGGUAUGUUCAAGGUUCAUCAAACAAUUGGCAGUGUAUUGUGUUGCAAGUGUGGGAUUCCUAUGCAACCAAAUGCUGCUAAUAUGUGUGUGAAGUGUUUGCGGUCUGAAGUUGAUAUUACAGAAGGAUUACUGAAGCGCCUCGUGCUGGUGCAUUGCCCUGAGUGUGAAAGUUACUUGCAGCCACCAAGAAGUUGGGUCAAACUGCAGCUAGAAUCGAAGGAGUUGCUGACUUUUUGCUUAAAAAAACUGCAGAAGAAUUUGAAUUCGAAUAAAGUGAGGUUGGUUCAUGCUGAGUUUAUUUGGACUGAGCCCCAUUCCAAGAGGGUAAAAGUCAGGGUUAAGGUUCAGAAGGAGGUUCUGAAUGGAGCGAUACUUGAACAGUCUUAUCCUGUGGAGUAUGUUCAACAAGAACAUAUGUGUGAUUCUUGUACCAGGGUCCAGGCUAAUCCUGACCAGUGGGUUGCUGCUGUGCAACUCAGGCAACAUGUUUCUCACAGGCGUACUUUCUUUUAUUUGGAGCAGCUGAUUCUGAAGCAUGGUGCUGCUGCCAGUGCUAUAAGAAUCAAGCAGAUGGAACAAGGUAUCGAUUUCUUUUUCUCUAAUAGGAGUCAUGGAGUCAAAUUUGUGGAGUUUAUAGGGAAAGUUGCUCCUGUAAAGAGCCGUCAUGAUAAGCAGCUUGUUUCUCAUGAUCCAAAGAGCAAUAACUACAACUACAAAUAUACAUUUUCUGUUGAACUCAGCCCUAUUUGCCGUGAGGAUUUAAUCUGUCUGCCUCCUAAAGUUGCUGUUAGUUUGGGAAAUAUUGGUCCUAUUGUGAUUUGCACCAAGGUUACUAACAGCAUUGCUUUGCUUGAUCCAUUUACCUUGAGGCACUGUUUCUUAGAUGCUGAUCAGUACUGGAGGACAUCCUUCAAGUCGUUACUUACAAGCAGACAAUUGGUGGAAUAUAUAGUGCUAGAUGUGGAGGUUGUUUCAUCUGAGGUUACUAUUGGUGGCACAAAAUAUCGUUUAGCAGAUGCUCAAGUAGCCCGUGUGUCAGAUUUUGGAAAGAAUGACACUAUAUUUAAUGUCAAGACUCAUCUGGGCCAUCUUUUAAAUCCUGGUGAUUACGCUCUUGGUUAUGAUCUGUAUGGGGCCAAUAGUAAUGACAUGGAGUUGGACAAGUACAGAGGACUUGUCCUUCCUGAAGCAGUUUUAAUAAAGAAGAGUUAUGAAGAGAAGCGCCAAAAGAAACGUGGGAAGCCUCGUGCAUGGAAGCUUAAAUCGCUUGAAAUGGAGGUUGAUGAUAAGGCUAGAGUUGAUCAAGACAAAAUGGUCUCAGAAUAUGAACAAUUCUUGAAGGAUUUGGAAGAAAACCCUGAUAUGAGGUUCAACAUAUCAUUGUACCGAAAUGCAGAGUACCAGCCAUCAGAGAUGGCAUCAGUUACUGAUGGUGAUGAGCUACCUUCUGUUCCAUUGGAGGAGUUGCUAGCUGAUCUUGAUCUGAGUGAGGAUGAAGAUGGGGAGGAUAACAUGAUGGAAUGAACAAAUCUUCUUCUAUCUUGAUUUAUUAUUUUAUGGUAUCUUGGUUUUGUUCAUGACAAAGUUUUUUCCCCUCUCCCAUUUAUGUUGUAUUAAGUUUCAAUCUCUGUUGAUGGUUUGUUUACUGAAAGAACAAUUAGAUGGUAAUUUUGCAGGCAGUACUAAGAAUAUAAAUAUCUUGUGUCAAAAUUCUUUUAUUAUUCUUGGAUGUUAAGGCUGUUGCACUCGUGUCAACAUUAUUUAAUUUCUUGCGCCUUUGGUUGCCUGAUUAUGGCAAGAAACAGUGUAAUUGUCAUUUGUCA
Molecule: messenger RNA, 2037 nt
Organism: Cajanus cajan (pigeon pea)
Lineage: Eukaryota; Viridiplantae; Streptophyta; Magnoliopsida; Fabales; Fabaceae
Gene: NMD3
Product: nonsense-mediated mRNA decay NMD3 family protein
Biological process (GO): ribosomal large subunit export from nucleus
Cellular component (GO): nucleus; cytoplasm
Molecular function (GO): ribosomal large subunit binding
Source: RefSeq, a predicted model, not a curated record